AUGCCUGAGCAAAAUGAGGACUGCGGCAUCGCUGAGACGAAUGCUUCCUCCAAUGGAGCGGAGCGCGUUUCGCGAUCGAGUUCUGAAGCCCUACCCGAGGAGCAGCGAGUAUUCGAGCAUAUCCCACCUGAAGAUCGCGAAGAGCUUUCCCGAAUUGCUUCCAACUUUCCUCGACAUCGAGCUACCGAUUCCGGAGUUGGGAGUAUGGGCGGAAUUGAGCGCAAGGACACACUGGAAGAUGUUGAACUAGGUGAUCCUGUCCUUGACCCAACCAGCGACCAAUUCGACCACUACAAAUGGGCCCGCAUGGUGCUUAAAAUGAUGGACAAGCAAGGAGUAUCUUUGCGCAAGUCCACAGGAGUCGUCUUUCAAAACCUCAACAUCUCCGGCUCCGGUGCUGCUCUCCAGUAUCAGAAUAACGUGGGCUCUGUCCCCCUAGCCCCGUUCCGACCCCAGGAAUACAUCUCCUUGGGGAAAUGUGUUCCUCAGAAGCAAAUCCUGCGAAACUUCGAUGGUGUUCUUCAAAGCGGCGAGCUUCUGAUCCGGAUGCUCGACCUUUCUCAAAUCUUUGUCCGGGAAUUGCACGGAUUAAAAGUUGGAGAAAGCUCCGACGUUCAGUACAAUGGUAUUCCGAUGGAGACGAUGCAUAAGGAAUUCAAAGGUGAAGUUCUUUACAACCAAGAGGUCGAUCGCCAUUUUCCUCAUCUCACUGUCGGACAAACUCUCGAAUUUGCUGCCGCUGCCAGGACACCUGAGAAUCGGCUUCAAGGAAUCAGCCGGGCAGCCUAUGCCAAGCAUAUUACUCAGUUGGCGAUGAUUACAUUCGAGGUGUUUCAGGAGGCGAACGAAAGAGAGUCAGUGGCAGGAGCUCCUGUUGGUGCGUGGGAUAAUAGUACACGAGGGUUGGAUUCAGCCAGCGCAUUGGAAUUCGCCAAAGCUCUACGAGUCUCUGCCAAUCUCACCGGCAGUAGCCACGCUGUUGCCAUUUACCAGGCAUCCCAAGCGAUCUAUGAUGUUUUCAACAAGGUCAUUGUGCUUUAUGAAGGUCGAGAGAUCUUUUUCGGCCCAUGCAACAAGGCCAAAGAAUACUUCAUCGAGAUGGGAUGGGACUGCCCGUCUCGUCAAACGGUCGGAGACUUUUUGACAUCGGUGACAAAUCCACAGGAACGAAAAGCUCGUGAAGGGAUGGACAAUCAAGUUCCACGCACCCCAACGAUUUCGAACAAUAUUGGAAGAAAACUCAAGAAAGAGAUUCUAGAGUAUUGUGAGGAGUAUCCUGUUGGCGGGGAAGCCGAAAAGGACUUUGAUGCCACAAAAAGAUUACGCCAGGCAAAGCAUGUUCGACCAAAAAGCCCAUAUGUCAUUUCUAUACCCAUGCAGGUCAAACUCUGUGUGAAACGAGCUUAUCAGCGCAUCUGGAAUGAUAAGCCGUCUACGUUGACAACCGUCAUUGGGCGUAUCUUCAUGUCUCUCAUUAUCGGUUCAAUUUACUUCGGAACCCCAAAUGCAUCUGCAGGAUUUCAAAGCAAAGGAGCUGCGCUUUUCUUCGCCGUCCUCAUGAACGCCUUGAUCAGUAUCACAGAGAUCAACUCACUCUAUGAUCAACGCCCUAUCAUAGAAAAGCAAGCAUCGUAUGCUUUUGUUCAUCCUUUCACUGAGGCUCUCGGCGGAAUUGUCGCAGACAUGCCCGUCAAGUUUGUGUCUGCCAUUGUGUUCAACAUCAUCUUUUAUUUCCUGGCCAGCUUGCGAUAUGAGCCCUCCCAGUUCUUCAUCUUCUUUUUGUUCACCUUCCUCAGUACCCUUGCGAUGUCCGGUAUUUUCCGCACCCUCGCUGCCUCAACAAAAACCCUGGCCCAAGCAAUGUCUAUGGCAGGUGUCAUCGUUCUCGCAAUCGUGAUAUACACAGGCUUUGUUAUCACUGCACCCGAGAUGGCGAAAGUUCCUUGGUUUAGCUGGAUUCGUUGGAUAAAUCCGGUCUUUUACACCUUUGAAGCCCUGGUGGCAAAUGAAUUUCACGGUCUUCAUCCCUGGAUAUCCGAGUUUACCCGGGACUCUUUCAUCUGUGCUGUUCGUGGUGCUGUUGCUGGAGAAAGAACCGUCUCCGGAGAUGCAUAUAUUCAAACCCAGUAUUCCUACUCAUACGCGCAUGAGUGGAGAAAUCUCGGUAUUCUUAUCGGUUUUUGGAUAUUCUUUAUUUCAUUGUAUCUUAUCGCCUCCGAACUUAAUUCCUCGACAUCUUCGACCGCCGAAUUCCUUGUGUUCCGUCGUGGCCAUGUACCGGCUCAUCUACGCAAUUUGGAACAGGGCCAGGGUGAUACCGGUGCAGGGGAAGCAGCUCCAAAACCCAAAGAGAAAGAGAGAGAUACUUCUGUUAUUCCGUCACAGCAUGACAUAUUCACGUGGAGAAACGUAUGCUAUGAUAUACCAGUGAAAGGUGGUGAACGCCGACUUCUUGAUCAUGUCUCGGGCUGGGUAAAGCCAGGGACACUCACAGCAUUGAUGGGAGUUUCGGGUGCUGGAAAGACCACACUUCUUGACGUUCUAGCUAAGCGUGUUUCCAUUGGAGUUGUUACUGGCGAUAUGCUUGUGAACGGUAAACCUCUGGACUCCAGUUUCCAGAGAAAGACAGGCUACGUUCAGCAACAAGACCUCCAUCUACCCACCACAACAGUAAGAGAGGCUUUGAGGUUUAGCGCAGUUCUCCGCCAGCCCAAGACAGUAUCAAAGAAAGAAAAGUAUCACUAUGUCGAGGAUGUUAUUGAGAUGCUGGGCAUGCAGGACUUUUCUGAUGCGGUCGUGGGUACUCCUGGAGAGGGAUUGAACGUGGAACAGAGGAAACUCCUCACUAUCGGUGUUGAAUUGGCUGCGAAGCCUGCGCUGCUGAUAUUUUUGGAUGAACCCACCAGUGGCCUUGAUUCUCAAAGUUCUUGGGCAAUCUGCUCCUUCCUGCGAAAGCUUGCAGAGCACGGUCAAGCUGUCCUCUCAACGAUCCACCAGCCUAGCGCUCUUCUAUUCCAACAAUUCGACCGACUGCUAUUUCUGGCAAAGGGAGGAAGGACCGUUUAUUUUGGCGAAAUUGGUGACCAAUCUCGAACUCUCUUAGACUACUUUGAGAGCAACGGGGCACGAGCUUGUGACUCGUCAGAGAAUCCUGCUGAAUACAUGCUUGAAAUUAUUGGUGCUGGUGCUUCAGGAAAGGCCACCAAGGAUUGGGCUCUGACUUGGAAUGAAAGCCAGCAAGCCAAGGGAAUCCAAACUGAGAUAGAUCGCAUUCAUGAUGAGCGUGCAUCUGCCGCGGGAAGCACAUCAGAGGGGUCCCAGGUUGGUGAGUAUGCGAUGCCAUUCACAUCCCAACUCUGGUAUGUGACGCACCGGUCGUUCCAGGGAUUCUGGCGCGAGCCAUCCUAUGUAUGGGCGAAAAUUAUGCUGGCCACUAUGUCCUCACUCUUCAUUGGGUUUACCUUCUUCAAGCCGGAUAGCUCGCUACAGGGCUUUCAAGAUGUGCUUUUCAGCGCAUUCAUGCUGACUUCGAUAUUUUCAACAUUGGUUCAACAAAUCAUGCCCAAAUUCGUUGUCCAGCGAUCACUCUACGAAGUCCGUGAAAGGCCUUCAAAAGCAUAUUCUUGGGCCGCCUUUCUCAUCGCCAAUGUAGUUGUCGAGAUUCCAUACCAGAUUUUCAUUGGUAUAAUUGCCUGGGCCUGCUACUACUUUCCCAUCUAUGGAGCAAACCAAGCCCCACAUCGACAAGGUCUCAUGCUCCUCUUUGUGGUACAAUUUUACAUGUUCACCUCGACUUUUGCUUCAUUCGUGAUCUCAGCACUACCAGACGCCGAGACGGGUGGAACAAUUGCCACACUUUUGUUCAUCAUGACCCUCACAUUCAACGGUGUCAUGCAACCACCAAGCGCGCUACCUGGUUUCUGGAUUUUCAUGUACCGAGUUUCCCCUCUAACCUAUCUAAUCGCGGGUCUCACUUCGACUGGUUUGCACGGCCGACAGAUCCAUUGCUCUGAUGCUGAGCUGAGCUACGUCACUGCUGCCGGCGGGCAGCUUUACAAUCCGGAAGCCACGACUAGUUGUCAGUAUUGUCAGCUAUCAAAUGCCGAUCAGUAUUUGGCAGCUAGCAAUAUUUUCUACAGCGAACGCUGGCGCAAUUUCGGAAUCGGCUGGGCUUACAUCGGCUUCAAUAUCUUUGGUACCGUCAUGAUGUACUAUAUGUUUCGCGUCAAGCACUACAAUCCCACAUCUUUGGUUCGUGGAGUUCGACAGGGUGCUUCCUUCCUGUGCCGUGUGUUUAAGCGGCGCUCUGGAGAGACACCUAAAGGGAAGGAAGCAGACAACGGCCGACUUGUUUAG
Messenger RNA from Penicillium cosmopolitanum, 4356 nucleotides. RefSeq lists its product as uncharacterized. Gene Ontology annotation, cellular component: membrane. Lineage: Eukaryota; Fungi; Ascomycota; Eurotiomycetes; Eurotiales; Aspergillaceae. The record is from RefSeq and is a predicted model, not a curated record. Gene Ontology annotation, biological process: transmembrane transport. The transcript is spliced from 12 exons. Gene Ontology annotation, molecular function: ATP hydrolysis activity; ATP binding; ABC-type transporter activity. Bases 1 to 4356 code for a protein of 1451 amino acids.